UUGCCAAUAGUCAAAUCUUCCUCUAACUUUCCCAGAAACCCCAUCAGAGAAAGUGAAGACGCAAGAAAAUUAUUACGUGACCAUCUCUCUCUCUCCAUAUCUUAACAUUCUCUGCCUCCAUAUAUCCCUCUAAGAACCCCUCUCUCUCUCUCUCUCCCUCUCCUUGCAAUCCAUGGCCUCUUCUUCAGCUAGCUUAGACACUUCUGCAAACUCCUAUUUCACUUUCCCUACACCCAACCCCUUUAUGACCACCUCCUUCUCUGACCUCCUCGCCUCACCCCCCUCCGCCGGCGUUGACACUACCGGAAGCGGUAAACGGCGUGGAUUAUCGGAUCGUAUUGCAGAGAGAACGGGGUCUGUUGUUCCAAAAUUCAAGUCUAUUCCUCCUCCUUCACUGCCCCUCUCUCCACAAGCCGUCUCUCCUUCCUCUUACUUUUCCAUCCCUCCUGGGUUGAGCCUAGCUGAGCUCCUCGAUUCCCCUGUGUUGUUGAAUACCUCAAAUAUUUUGCCAUCUCCAACUACUGGAACAUUUGCAGCUCAGGCGUUGAAUUGGAAGAGCAAUUCAGGCAACAAUAACACUACCAACAACAGUAAAUUUGUCAAACAAGAAGACAAUAACUACUCGAGCUUUUCCUUCCAAACCCAGACAAAACCAGAGAUGAUUCAAACGUCAAAGCAACAACCAUGGAAUUUUCAAGAACAAACUAAACUGGACACGGUGAAAUCUGAAUACGCUCCUGUGAAGAACUUCUCCUCUGAAAUUGCCACAAUUCGAACCAACGAUCAGAACAACAGAGCUUACCAAUCUGAUUAUGGAAACUAUCAAAAUUCAGUAAGAGAACAGAAAAGAUCAGAGGAUGGUUAUAAUUGGAGAAAAUAUGGACAAAAACAAGUGAAGGGAAGCGAGAACCCAAGAAGCUAUUACAAGUGCACAUACCCAAAUUGCCCUACAAAGAAGAAAGUUGAGAGGUCUUUACAUGGACAAAUAACGGAGAUUGUUUACAAGGGUAGUCACAACCAUCCUAAGCCUCAAUCUACCCGGAGAUCAUCAUUAUCGUCAGCUAAUUCUCAUGCAAUCCAGGCUUCAAAUGCACCCAAUCCUAUCAAUGAAGUCCAGGAUCAGUCCCUCUCUCUAUCACAAAUGGAAUCUGUUGCGACACCAGAGAAUUCAUCAAUAUCAGUUGAAACUGACGAUUUUGAUCGGAGCUCUCAGAAGAGUAAAUCUGGUGGAGGAAAUGAGUUUGAUGAAGAUGAACCUGAGGCCAAAAGAUGGAGAAGGGAGAGUGAAAAUGAAGGCAUAUCAGCUGUUGGAAGCAGAACAGUGAGGGAACCAAGAGUGGUUGUUCAAACAACAAGUGACAUUGAUAUCCUUGAUGAUGGGUAUAGAUGGAGGAAAUAUGGCCAAAAAGUUGUCAAGGGAAAUCCCAAUCCAAGAAGCUAUUACAAGUGUACGUAUCCGGGAUGCCCUGUAAGGAAGCAUGUAGAGCGAGCAUCUCAUGAUCUCAGGGCAGUGAUCACAACCUAUGAGGGCAAGCACAACCACGAUGUCCCGGCUGCUCGUGGCAGCGGCAGCGGCAGCCACUCCCUCAACAGGUCUUUGGCCCCGGACAACAACCCAUUAAUUGCUACGAGGGCUCCCUCCAGCCAGACAAGGGUUCCAACAGCUUCUGAUGGACAAGGACCCUAUUCAGUGGAGAUGUUUCAGAGCCCAGGAAGUUUGGGGCUCUCAGGAUUUGGAGCGUACAUGAAUGAAGCAAUGGAGUAUGAGAAUGUGUUGUUCUCCAGAGCCAAGGAGGAGCCAAGGGAUGACAAUCUGUUUAUUGAAUCCUUGAUAUACUGAAAACUUUGCAGAGACACAACUUUUGAAGGUUUGGAAAAUAAAGUCAGUUGGUGUUUUUUGGUUCAUUUGGAUUAUUUAUUAUGUUUAUUGUAUUUCCACUUCUAUAGGGGGGGUAUUUUAUGAUGUAUAUUAAAAUGAAAGGUGUCAUUGAUGUAGGGAUCUUUAGCUUCAUAUGUAUAUUUUUUUUUUCCAUUGUUUUGGGGGUGGUGCACGGCCUCAACUCAAUUCUGUAUGAAUCUGUUGAUUUUAUUUAUUUGUUUAUUUAAAUUAAAUGAGAUUGUCAUGAAAUCUUAGCCUAA
Molecule: messenger RNA, 2139 nt
Organism: Tripterygium wilfordii
Lineage: Eukaryota; Viridiplantae; Streptophyta; Magnoliopsida; Celastrales; Celastraceae
Product: probable WRKY transcription factor 26
Exons: 5
Coding region: 173-1840 (555 amino acids)
Biological process (GO): regulation of DNA-templated transcription
Molecular function (GO): sequence-specific DNA binding; DNA-binding transcription factor activity
Source: RefSeq, a predicted model, not a curated record